CUUAAGCCACUUAUCUGUUCCAUCCACAACGUAUCAUCAUGGGUUCUCUAAUUGAGUAGCCUCACUUGAUCCUGUUUCCUUUCAUGGCUCUAAGCCACAUGAACCCCAUGGUAGAUAUUGGCAUGUUGUUGGCUCAGCAUGGUGUGAUGAUUACCAUAGUUACAUCAUCCUAUAAUGCAGUACGAUUUGAAAAGAUACUUACUCGUGCCACAGAAUCCGGGCUCCCUAUUCAGGUGGUGAAGCUUCCAGUUCCCUACAUCGAAGUGGGAUUACCAGAAGGUUCUGAGAAUCUGGAUAUGCUGCCUUGUCUAGACUUAUUGUUGAAGUUCAUCAAGGCAAUUGAUAUGCUGAUUGCUUCUAAGUACCAGAUUCCAAGGAUUUCAUUCCAUGGAUUUUGCUACUUUUGUCUUGUUUGUCUGCGCAAGAUACAUGACUCUGUUGAAUAAAGUUUAGAUUUUUGUAGUUUUCGAAGUAUUGUGCCUUCACAGGCUGCAACAAUUUAGUGUUUGAUUUUUUGAUGUAAUUUGACCUUUGGUUAGGUAGCUUUUUGUUAACCUUCUGUCAGUAUAGACACUUGAGUAGGGGCUAAAAUUAAGCUACUUGUAGUUUGGUAAACUACUCUUCCUCUUUCACGCAAGCUUGUGUUUAUUUUGUAAAAAAGCAGAAAUCAACAACAAUUUUAGUG
Rubroshorea leprosula is the source of this 685-nucleotide messenger RNA. The record is from the annotation of a GenBank genome assembly. Lineage: Eukaryota; Viridiplantae; Streptophyta; Magnoliopsida; Malvales; Dipterocarpaceae.